This is a messenger RNA of Paraglomus brasilianum, 338 nucleotides long. The record is from the annotation of a GenBank genome assembly. NCBI's taxonomy places the organism in Eukaryota, Fungi, Glomeromycota, Glomeromycetes, Paraglomerales, Paraglomeraceae.
CCAUUUUAAGCUCUGAUGGAGAUAGUUUUUUGACCAGAUUACAGAAAUUGGAGUAUGGUGUGAUUAUGUUUGCAUCAUCAUUGCAAGAGCUGUCUCGUGGCAUUGGCUUGCGGAGUUGGGUGCAUAAAGGUUGCAAGCCACAAAAAGACGAGUUUGGAAUUGUCGGGAUACAAGUUGCUGGACAAAAGCUUCACCUAUACGUUCUUAUUCGGGAUGAAGAUGAGAUAGAUAAUUACGUUCGGUUGAUAUCCCGAUACAAUUCACAGAUAGAGAUAAUUGGUUUACAUGGAGAUAAAGAAGAUAGUUCAACAGCAUCAUCUCCUCCAUAUGACAAUUAG